This is a messenger RNA of Zophobas morio, 594 nucleotides long. RefSeq lists its product as uncharacterized. The transcript is spliced from 3 exons. The coding region runs from base 61 to 588 and encodes 175 amino acids. NCBI's taxonomy places the organism in Eukaryota, Metazoa, Arthropoda, Insecta, Coleoptera, Tenebrionidae. The record is from RefSeq and is a predicted model, not a curated record.
UGAGAGCAAAAUUUAUCAUCUGAGCACAGUAUUUUUUACCAGCUAUAGAAUCACGACAAAAUGAAUCCACACAAAUGUGAUCAUCACCAUCAUGAUCCAGCACCAGCAGGUUAUUAUUGGCGGGAUUAUAGCGGCGAAGUACCUAAAGACGCAUAUCCGGCUGGACAUGAUUUAAACAACAAACCCACCUACAUCGGUCAAGCAUAUUUAUCAGGGGUUGGUAUUAUACCGACAACUGUUUACCCCGGUCAAACCGGUAUGAACUUACCCUGUAACUGGAAAGCCAAUUACUCUACCAUCGGCAUGAAAAUACUUUGUACUUCAAACCCGAAUUCUCUUUCUUGGGAAAACGCCAAUGCUUCGGAUCUACAUCUGACCACAAUUGGCAAACAAUUAGUCGUUGGAGGUUAUGAAAUUGAAAAAAUGCUCAACGUUGGACGAGUGAUGCAUCAAGGGGAAUUAAUCGCGGGAAAAGUGCUUGUGUAUAACAUAGGAAGCGCCCAACUUCACUAUAUUGGUGGUGGCACAGAAGUUGCUGUUAGUUCAUAUCAAGUUUUAACACAAAGUUCUCCAAAUAAAUGUUGUUAGUUCAUA